UGUUCUAAUUCAAAAUUUUUAUGUCUAGAAGAGUUUAAAUAUUUAUAGAAUCAUCUAAGAACAAUUUAGAUAAAUAAUAUUUCACAUUUCGCAACAUCAUUGACGAUCUUCAGUUUUUUGGACACAAGGACACGAUCAUCUGCGAUCUUUUCAAUUUUCUAUGUUAAACACUUUUAGAGUUUCUUUAUUCAAUUUAUGUUUACGCGAAGAUAUUUUUUAAAAAAAACUUUCAAUUGGUGCAUUUUAACAAUGCAAAAACCGCCAUCCGGUAAUGGCACAUUAAAGUUAUCCGGAAAUAUCAUCAACAUAGCCACAAAUAAACCACAGCAGCAACAACAACAAUCAACCCAACAGUUUUCAUCAAAUAUCCCUACACAUAAAGCCAACUUUCAGCAAACCUUACCCCGUUACAACCCACCGCCACAAAUCAAUCCAAAUCCUACAGCACGUCGAAUAAUUCAACGCGGACGAUACUCAACAGGUGCGACAUCUUUAAUUCCCGCACCAGGAAGUGCAAACGUUCAACAACAACCGCAACACCAUCCACCUUUAGUGUCACCAGCACUUUCAGUAGCUUCAAGUGCACAGACUUCCGUUCAAAGUCAGGAUCCUGCACCAAAAUCUCACCUCGCAUAUCCUUCAAGGAUCCCCACAGAAAUGUUAAAAUUCCAAGUGAGAAAAUCUGAUGGUGAGUCAGCACCAACGUCAACACAUGGACCAGCCAACGCUCAAAUUCAGUCAUUGAUUGCGGAGUUACGUGCUUUAAAAGAGGCAAAUACUCGUCUUAUUGAUGAUAAUCAAGAGCUUCGUGACUUGUGUUGUUUUCUCGAUGAUGAUCGACAAAAAGGAAGAAAACUUGCACGUGAAUGGAAUCGAUUUGGAAAAUACACAGCUUCAGUUAUGCGAUCGGAAGUUCAGGCGUAUCAGAACAAACUCCGUCAGUUGGACGAAAAGCAACAGGAAUUAAUUCGUGACAACUUAGAGCUGAAGGAGCUCUGUUUGUAUCUCGACGAAGAAAGAACGAGAACAAAUAUGUUGUGUUCGAAUUGUGGUGCAACAACGUCAGCUGUCAUGUUACGUGAUGAUGGCGAUGGGUCAAGUUCCAGUACAAACGCUGAUGAACCAAUUAAUAGAUUUGCCCUUCCUGAUUACAACAUCAGAUCGACGACAACAUCGCUGGGACACGAAACACUUCAUUACGUUCGUUCACUCGAAAACAAAAUCCGUGAACUUGAGGAAGGUCGUGGAGCUCAUUCAGAUGCAAUUUCACAAGGAAAACCUGAAGCUAUCAUCAGAGCACUGCAAGUACUCGAAGUCCGCGAACAACUUGAACGUGCAAACGGACAUGAAAACUCAUCCGACUCAAACCUCGUCCGCGAAAUGUACAACAAAGUACUGAAGAAACUUGAAGAUUCAUCUCAUGAUAAUUAAUUAAAAAUCUUAUUUAAUUUUAUCUCUUAUGUGCCCAUUUUUUACUAACUUCUUGCCGCUUACUACUCACAUUAAAUUUAAUUUUUUUACUACUUGUAUCAACCGACAGAUGAAAAGUAUUAUGUGAAAUUUAAGAAGCCUCAGUAUUGUUGAUGUUGCGAUGAGUAAAUGAUGUUAAAUGUUCCUGGAAUCAGCGCUAUGAAACAAACAAAUAUAAUUCCUGUCUGUCGUCAUUGAUGAUCGCUCAUCGACAAAAGUAAUUUUAAAUUUUUUCUGACAAUAAAAUGAAUAUUUUUGAUAACUGAAUAAAAAAACUUCUUUCUUUUUUUUCACUAAUCUUUCACAA
Clunio marinus is the source of this 1777-nucleotide messenger RNA. The record is from the annotation of a GenBank genome assembly. NCBI's taxonomy places the organism in Eukaryota, Metazoa, Arthropoda, Insecta, Diptera, Chironomidae.